CUAUGUCGUAGUCAAGUAGUGAAACCCGUCAGAUAGUGUAAAGCCGCUCCGUUUCAUCAUCUGCCGGCAAUUCGUGUAUUUUAAUUCAGUUACACUAUAUGACUAGGUAUUUUAUGAAAUGCUUAAGUUCUUGUGGCGAUUUAUGUAUAACUUCAUUAUACACAAUCUGACUAACUUAUCCAUCUGACGUUUCACGGAGUAACGGUGAUAUUAAUUAAUUCGUUACAAUUUCUAAUCGAUAACUGUCAUAUAAAUCAAUAAUUCAAGAAUUUUAAUAAAAUUCCCGAUGGAUGAAAUGAAAAAUAUGUUUUAUGAAGAAUUCGACAAAUAUUAUAGUAAUGUACCAUCGAGACGGCCUUGUAGUGCUGAAGAAUUAGACAAAUAUUUAAGCGUAUGACAACAACGCAGUAUUUAAUUUGUCAUCUAAGUUACAACAAAUCCAAGUUAAUAAUCCCGGAUAUCAAAAUGAAUAAUUUAAUUAUUAAAUUAAUAACGCUAGUAACAUUCUCCAGUAUUUCCUUCGUCUAUUCUCACUCGAUUGAUAAACGUUCACCGUCAACUGAAGGUGUCAUAGUUGGACCAUAUACUCCAGUUUACUAUUUAGAAUAUCCACGAGAUAAUUAUUUAAAAGUUCGUCGUGUAGAGCACAAAUUUGAAGCAUCCCCUUCUUAUAACUACUAUCGUAUUCCAGAAAACAAAUCCAACGGCACACUUUUUCUGAAGGUAUUAGUAGUCCUUGAUUGGUAUGAUCUAGUUGAAAACAGAACAGAGCAAGAUAUUCUUAAUGACGUAUUGACGAAGUGGAAUAAAGUCGAUAAAUAUUUUGGACAACUUGACAACUUCGAAUUGAAAUUGGUUAUUUCUGGAGUCGUCAUACCAACAAAACCUAAUAUUUGGCAACCAGAGACAGAAGUUGAAGCGACUUAUUGUUAUCUUAUACCUUCUUUUACAAAAAAUGUGACCGAUUGGUUCAAUGAUAAUGCCGAUCAGUUUGAAAGUCUCGACUAUAAUUUAUUUGUUUUCAUGUCACACCGCGAAUUGACCUCGUCAAAGAAAAUUGAAGACUGUGCAUAUGAUCGUCAUAGUACGAAUAAGUUCGCUUGCAAUACUAAACACGGUUCAGAUCAUCGUUCACUGGGAGGAGUCGCAGUGAAUAAUCAUGUUUUUACGAAUAGUGCUGCCUACACUAUCGCUUCAAUAUUGGGAGUCAAGACAGAUCAAGAAUUAGGAUGCGAAAGUGGUCAUAUAAUGGACUCCAGUCAAGUUCGUGGUGACUUGACUUGGUCCGAAUGUUCUAAAAGAGCCUUUAGAUCGAUGGUCAAUGACAGCGCAUACACUUGUUUACGUCAAAUAAUUUAUCAAGAAGAUGAAAACGAUUAUGACGAUUAGUGAUUCAAACUUUCAAAUAAAAUUUUAUACUUUAUACGCUGAAAAAAAAUAAUAACCAUUAGCAUAAUAUUGAUGUUUAGGUUUAGGUUUCCACUAUAUUUAAAUGGUGUAUUAUCGUACGAUGGACGGUGUGGCUCAAUAAGUUAUAGAUCAAAUUGAACGGAAUAUAGUAUAGGGCCGGAUAGCUCAACUGGUAGAGCACUCGGCGCGAUACCGAAUCGGUCUGGGUUCGAUUCCCAGUUCGGGCUAUCUAUAUUUUUCUCAAUAUUUCCCCUAUAUAAAAACGAUUCCCAGGAACCUGAAAAAUUUGUAAACUUUGCGAUCUGAGAUAAUAAUGAUUAUCAUCUAGGACAAAAAUAGUUACCAUUUUCGAUAGGAAAAUUUGAUAUAAGAGAAUGAGAAUCUUUCAAAUAUAAGGAUGGAAAUUUUUACUUCGUUGAGAUGGGAAGUAUUAGUUUUUUUCGGCGUGUAAGAAAAAUUGUAUAAA
Messenger RNA from Microplitis mediator, 1876 nucleotides. RefSeq lists its product as uncharacterized. The record is from RefSeq and is a predicted model, not a curated record. Gene Ontology annotation, molecular function: metalloendopeptidase activity. The transcript has 10 exons. NCBI's taxonomy places the organism in Eukaryota, Metazoa, Arthropoda, Insecta, Hymenoptera, Braconidae. Gene Ontology annotation, biological process: proteolysis. The coding region runs from base 394 to 1389 and encodes 331 amino acids.